Molecule: messenger RNA, 1172 nt
Organism: Salvelinus fontinalis (brook trout)
Lineage: Eukaryota; Metazoa; Chordata; Actinopteri; Salmoniformes; Salmonidae
Product: F-box only protein 48-like
Exons: 3
Coding region: 132-590 (152 amino acids)
Biological process (GO): SCF-dependent proteasomal ubiquitin-dependent protein catabolic process
Cellular component (GO): SCF ubiquitin ligase complex
Molecular function (GO): protein binding
Source: RefSeq, a predicted model, not a curated record
CUACGUCAUCGUCGUAGGUAAACAAGAUUUAACGGAAGGGAGUGAUAUUUAAACCGUGAGCUGUCAAGGAGGUGUACACAUUUGUUGUGGGCCACUGUUAAAUCAAAGUGUGGGACACUGAACUAUGCAGCAUGUAUGUCUCCAAAAGGAUCUCCAAUGCCUAUUUUGUCUGUGAAAGAAGGCCCACUUUGACCUCUGCCACAGAGACAUGCCCACACAACUUUGUCGAAAUACUGCCCACGGAAAUGAGCUUGAAGAUUUUUAGCAAACUGGACAUUGACAGCUUAUGUAGUGCAUUGUUGACCUGCAAACUGUGGCACCACAUCAUUGAAGACAGCGACCAUCUCUGGAGGAAUCAUUGCCUGACUGUGCGAGCUUUCUGUCAACAGGAGAUUGAUGGGGACAGACAGUAUGGACUGUCAUGGAAGGUCACCCUGGUGCGGAACUACAGGAGAGGUUUUCUGAAGAGCGAAUGGUUAAGGGGACGAUACAGCAACAUUCAUUCUGCUGAUGAACUACUGGACAGGAACAUGUGCUCAUUGGAUGUCGAGACUUGGGGCGAGAUUCUGGAAGCAGAGCUGGAGAGAUAGCUGCAAAUCUUAUAAAGAGCUAUGAAUGAACCCUUUAGAUUUUCUUUAAUAAUUAUGUCUUAAACAAUUAUUGAUUUGUUUUAUACCUUUUUAUACAGUUUUUAUAUGUGAUUAUUGUUAAUAAUCACAAACAUGUAUAUCUUUUUUUGUUAUACAUUAAUAUAUGGUAGGCUAUAUUCCAGGAAAAUAACGAUACCCUUUAAUGAAUUCCUAAAUCAGUAAUACAAUUGGGCCUUCACUACACUGAAUAAAGUGGGGUAUUAAGAUGUUAAUUUGCGUUUACAGUAUAGCACAAAAGUGUAGAACUUUUGCUACUUGGCAGUAUUUAUGAGCUAUUUAAACUCAUUUGGUUGACAGUGUAUAUAUAUGAGUUAUACUGUAUACAAUAAUACUCAUAAUGCACUGUAUCAGAUAUGGGUCUGGAGCUCUAUAUUUGCUAUUUGAAUUAAUUUUGACACGACUGUUCAUGUGUUCACUUUAUGUACAACCAUGCAUAUUCAUGUUUUACUCACUGUAGGCUAUAAUCACCAUGGAUCACCAUACAUUCAUUAAAAGACAUCAUGAUUUUGAUGCAUAAACACA